UCUUCGUAGAGAAAAGUGCAGGAAAUUUUUGCGGCGGCCGAAAUUAAACUAUAAAAUAGGCGUAAAUACACCAAUCAAUUAUACAGUGAUUUAUGCAAACUCGUCGCAGCAAUAUCACGUAGUUUUACGUGUUGCAAUUUUGCACGGCAACAUCCGUGAAAUGUGUGGAAAAUAGUUAAUGUCGGGCGAAAAUUGUAUCUAAUUAGUGCUGGUUUGUGUUGGUACGAGUUGAAGUACGGGUACGGGUACGGGUGUGCGGGGGAGUGUGUGUGGAGGAGUGCGACGAGCUGCGACACAUUCGACAAUGGACAAAGAAAAUUGUUUGGAAUUGUGAGAAUGUAAAGAAACGGCAAAAAUAAAUUGAACACACAACUCGCGAAAAUAAAAUUAAGUUGCGAGGCGGGCGUUGUUUUCGAAUGACCACAAGCUGUGCUACGAUCAAAUGUGCAUAAAAAUAGAACUGUUACAUAUAAAUGUGUGCGUGUGUGAAAAAAGAAAAUAAAAAGGAAAACUGAAAGGAAGUGGAAGAAUUUUUCGCUAUGCCAUGCGGAGGGAAGGCCUGGGAAACCUAAGCGAACCACUAAUAAAACAACAAUAAGCAGAAAACGUUGCAAUAUUGGUAUACAAAUUCGGUGGGGCUUUUAAAGGACUGUAGCAAGCAGAGGCUCCGGCUCCACCCUGCAGAACACCCUUUACUCUUGCCAUUUCGAAAUAUUUUCUCACAUUGUUACUGUACAUUCACACGCAUUUAAGUCAAGUUGUUCGACGGUGUGUUAAAAGUACGUGCACUGCAUCGAUAAAGCGAGAUAGUACUCAUAAAUCAAGUCAGAGGAACAGUGCAGUAGAUAGUUUGCAAUUCCGGCAGUUUGUUUUGCAUUUGCAUUCGCGUGUUUCUGUUACAUUUCUUCUUUCACGAAUUUUCUUCUAAUUUUAUUUAACUUGAAUAUUUUUCCGACUGGAUUGGUUGGCGGCUAAGUGUCCGCCUAAACAGAGCCGUCACUUUGUGGUCAUCAUCCGGAUUUGCCUUCUGUGACGGCGACAGCCCGAACGCCGGCAAAGUGGAUGCCCGGAGCAGCCUGGGUGUGCCCCAGGACUACGCAGGCAUGGUGGGCUUAGCAGGCGGUGGUGGUGCCGGUGGUGCUGCAGGUCACCUGUAUGGACCAGUGGCGCCACAAGACACAUUAAUAGUGCGCGACAUGGUACAAAUGCCACCACCACCAUCCAACGCACCCACAUCAGCAGAUGCCUGCCUCAGCAUUGUUCAUUCACUUAUGUGCCACCGGCAAGGUGGGGAGAGCGAAGGAUUUGCAAAGCGCGCUAUCGAAUCACUUGUGAAAAAAUUGAAAGAAAAGCGUGAUGAAUUGGAUUCGCUGAUAACGGCCAUAACCACAAACGGUGCUCAUCCCAGCAAAUGUGUCACUAUACAGCGAACUUUAGACGGCCGCUUGCAGGUUGCUGGCCGCAAAGGCUUUCCGCAUGUCAUUUACGCGCGCAUUUGGCGUUGGCCAGAUCUACACAAAAACGAACUGAAGCACGUCAAAUACUGUGCGUACGCUUUUGAUCUCAAAUGCGAUUCAGUAUGUGUUAAUCCGUAUCACUAUGAACGUGUCGUUUCACCAGGCAUUGACUUGUCCGGUCUUAGCCUACAGUCUGGUCCAAGUCGUUUGGUGAAAGAUGAAUAUUCAGCCGGCCCGCUAGUGGGUGGCAUGGACAUUGAUGGCAACGAUAUUGGCACCAUACAACACCAUCCAUCGCAAUUGGUUGGUCCCGGCUAUGGAUAUCCUCAGGGGCCAGUUGGCGAUUCAAGUCAUGCAAUGAGUGCUAUGUUCGUUGCGGGUCGAACAAUACCAAAAAUUGAGCCAGGCGAUGGUAGCGGUAUGCCACGUGGUGCCUGGAUGGCGCCGCCACCACCACGGCUGGGUCAACCCCAACCAGUGCCGCAAGCGCAACCACAGCCACCCCAACAGCAAUCACAACAACCGCAACAACAACAACAACAACAGCGUAUAGCCCAAGUUUCACAGCAUCCGCUUUCCGUUCCACAUGGUAUGCCUUUGGCAGGACCCAUGAAUCCCGGCGGCCCAGUUAUGGGCCCACCUCCCCCGCCACAAUUACAAAAUCCGCAAGGCAACGGCCCGAAUGGUAACAUUUUAGCUGGUGCUGGACAUCAUUCUCAAGCGAGCUCACCUACAGAUGCUUUGCAACAAGCGCAGAACUCUGGUGGUAGUGGUGGUGGCGGUAGCAGCGGUGUCGGUGUGAACGUGAGCGGCGGAGCAAGUGGCGCUGGUUCAAAUCAAGGCACCUACUACGGCCCGCCAACCACAUCACAGAUGCCCAAUGUAGCAGAAGCCAAAUUCAAUGCUGCAUUGAAUAGCGCCGGUCCGGGCGGUGGUGUGCAACAACCGCAUUCACCACAUUUACAGCAGAACGGUUAUGUAACGAGUGGUGGUGCACCAUCAAAUUAUGGCCAACAAAUAGGUGGUGGUGGUGGUGGUGGUGCACAGCCUCCUUCACAAGCUAAUACCGGCGGACAAGUGGUAACUGGUGGUACUGUGGGCGCAGGCGGCACAUGGACUGGUUCCAGUACGCUCACCUACACACAAUCAAUGCAGCCGCCAGAUCCACGCGCGCAUUCUACAGGCUAUUGGAAUACAUCAUUGAGUGGUGAUAUGAGUGGCAAUCAACAACAGCAGCAACAACCGCGUAUGCUAUCACGCCAACCAGCUCCAGAAUAUUGGUGUUCAAUUGCUUAUUUCGAGUUAGAUACGCAGGUGGGAGAAACCUUUAAGGUGCCAUCAGCCAAACCAAAUGUCAUUAUCGACGGUUAUGUCGACCCUUCUGGUGGAAAUCGGUUUUGUCUGGGUGCACUAAGCAAUGUACAUCGCACAGAGCAAUCGGAGCGCGCUAGGCUUCAUAUUGGUAAAGGUGUUCAGCUGGAUUUACGAGGUGAGGGCGACGUUUGGUUGCGCUGUCUCAGUGACAAUUCGGUAUUUGUGCAAAGUUACUAUCUCGAUCGUGAGGCUGGUCGUACACCAGGCGAUGCUGUUCAUAAAAUAUAUCCCGUGGCUUGCAUAAAGGUUUUUGAUUUGCGUCAGUGCCAUCAACAGAUGCAUUCUUUAGCGACAAAUGCACAAGCAGCGGCUGCCGCACAAGCUGCUGCGGUCGCAGGACUGCCUAGUUCACAAAUGGGUGGUGCGCCUCGAAAUAUUACCGCAGCUGCUGGCAUUGGUGUUGAUGACUUGCGUCGCUUGUGUAUUUUACGUUUAAGUUUUGUCAAAGGCUGGGGACCUGAUUAUCCAAGACAAUCGAUUAAAGAGACACCUUGUUGGAUAGAGGUGCAUCUACAUCGUGCACUACAGUUGCUGGAUGAAGUGCUGCACGCAAUGCCAAUCGAUGGCCCGCGUGCGAUGGCUUAAAAAAGUUCUUGAUCAGUCAGAAUGAAACAUUUAAGCAAACCAUUAAUACGUAAACACAAAAUUCAGAAAACAAUUCAAGUUUAGCUCAGUUCAUCACAGUGAGGCAGAAAGUAAGAAGAGGAAUAUACGAGCAUCGGUAAACUUGAGUCAUCACAUUUUCCUGCUUCUUGUUAUUCAUUAGCCUUACAAGUGAAUGCAAGAGCUGUAUUUUAGUUAAGAAAAGAGUGUACGAAUGUCGGCGGAAGGAGGUUUACAUAGAAUUUGUCUUUGAUUUGAAGACUAGAAUGUUUUGACGAAAAAAUUUGCAAAAAGAAAGUAUGAUUAUAUUAGAAACUUAUUUGAAAUAUUGUUGAUUUGAAUAUGUUACUUUUUUAUUCUCCAUUGUGGAAUACAAUAAUUAUUUAACAUAAAAAAAACAAUAUGCAAUCAAACAAACAAAAUUUAAAAGCAUAAACAAGCUUGAAUUAAAUUAUAAAGAAUUAUGACAGAUAAAAGCUUUUAUCCUUAAAAUUAGUGCUGAGAAAUUGUGAAUUUUUGAAUUUGUACACGAAAUUUUUUUAAUUUUUUUAUAAACUUAAUUUUUUCACCAUAGUGAA
Messenger RNA from Anastrepha ludens (Mexican fruit fly), 4012 nucleotides. It is a transcript of the gene Med, whose product is annotated as mothers against decapentaplegic homolog 4. Gene Ontology annotation, molecular function: DNA-binding transcription factor activity, RNA polymerase II-specific; I-SMAD binding; RNA polymerase II cis-regulatory region sequence-specific DNA binding. Bases 1104 to 3416 code for a protein of 770 amino acids. Lineage: Eukaryota; Metazoa; Arthropoda; Insecta; Diptera; Tephritidae. Gene Ontology annotation, biological process: regulation of transcription by RNA polymerase II; cell differentiation; transforming growth factor beta receptor signaling pathway. The record is from RefSeq and is a predicted model, not a curated record. The transcript is spliced from 9 exons. Gene Ontology annotation, cellular component: heteromeric SMAD protein complex.